AUGAGCAGCCUCGUCGCCGCCUCCGGCUACGACUUCAGUAAAGCCGAUAGAAAGUUGGGAAAGAAGAAGCUGAAAUCCACCGCCCAAAUCAAGAAGGAGAAAGAGACGAACGGCGUUAAAAAUGGCGGUUCUCAAGCCCCUUCCCCAGACGUCCCAAAAUUUGACGAAGAGACCAUGGCCAACUUUCCCAACGGCAAACAAGAGCCUCUCGAGACGCUGGUUUGUAAGCAUUGCAAGAAAGUGAUCCUCAAGCGUACGGCCAGAGGUCACGUUGCUUUAUGUCUCAAGACCAAACAAGAGAAGGCGCGAAAGAAGAAAGAGGCGCGCGAAGCCGCCCAGAGAGCUAAAGAGCGAGCCGAAAGGGCGGAUGACGACGAUGAUGACGACGAUGAUUCCAAGGGUGGCGAUCGCAAAGCAAACGCAGAAGAUGAUAAGAAGAGCAAAAAGCGGAAGGCCGAAGGGGAUGAUGACAAGGAGCCGAAAAAGAAGAAGACCAAAAAGGAAGAGGCCAAGGCUAAGGCACCCAAGCCCAAAGGGCCUGUAGAUGUUGAGAAGCAGUGCGGUGUCACUUUGCCGAACGGUGCGCAGUGCGCGAGGAGUCUUACCUGCAAAUCCCACAGUAUGGGUGCUAAGCGGGCGGUACCGGGCAGAAGCUUACCUUAUGAUAUGUUGCUGGCGGCAUAUCAGAAGAAGAAUCAGGCUCGACAGCAGAAAGCGGCCAUCGAUGCCAAUGCACCAGCCCUCCUGGACGACGACAUUGAUCCUGCGCUGGCUGGACCGGUUGAUUCUGACGAGGAAAAAGAUGCGGUCAUGUCGGCUAUAGCAAGGAGCUUGGCUAACCCACAACCACUGGUUACACAACCUUUGAUACCAAGAAAGCGACUGUAUCAAAUGGUUCGGUUCCGAGAGCAGCUUUCCAAUGCAAUGAGCGGGAAUAGAGGUGCCGGCUUAUUCAGUGUUCCGGCCGAUUCUGCACGAAUCACGAUUCCUGGAUCUGCAACAAAUGAAUCCUUCCCACAAUCACUCAGCGCCUCAUCUGCCCCGACCGGAGUUGGCAUGGCCCAGCCAGGUCUCCGAGCUACGCCUCGAAAGACAUCCAUCGAUGUGUCCUGA
Molecule: messenger RNA, 1113 nt
Organism: Exophiala spinifera
Lineage: Eukaryota; Fungi; Ascomycota; Eurotiomycetes; Chaetothyriales; Herpotrichiellaceae
Exons: 3
Coding region: 1-1113 (370 amino acids)
Biological process (GO): RITS complex assembly; regulatory ncRNA-mediated heterochromatin formation; regulation of transcription by RNA polymerase II
Cellular component (GO): SAGA complex
Source: RefSeq, a predicted model, not a curated record